Mycena citricolor is the source of this 225-nucleotide messenger RNA. NCBI's taxonomy places the organism in Eukaryota, Fungi, Basidiomycota, Agaricomycetes, Agaricales, Mycenaceae. The record is from the annotation of a GenBank genome assembly.
CCUCCUCCUCCUCCUCCGAUCCUCAUCUCCAUCCAUGCCGACAUCCGCCCUCUCCCUCCUUCUCCCGGCUAUCUCCCUCGAAUCCCCGCAAGCGGUCUAGCCAAGCCCGAUUCCUUGCACCAGGGAGUGCUACUGCCGCUCGUACCAGAUGCCCUUGCGCUCAUCUGCACCACCCCUCUUCCCAGUCGGGCAUUGGUCCUCGCCUCCAAUGUCUCCACUGGCUAG